This is a messenger RNA of Canis lupus familiaris (dog), 3075 nucleotides long. It is a transcript of the gene GOLPH3L, whose product is annotated as golgi phosphoprotein 3 like. The coding region runs from base 326 to 1207 and encodes 293 amino acids. Gene Ontology annotation, biological process: Golgi vesicle budding; Golgi organization; Golgi to plasma membrane protein transport. Gene Ontology annotation, molecular function: phosphatidylinositol-4-phosphate binding. The record is from RefSeq and is a predicted model, not a curated record. Lineage: Eukaryota; Metazoa; Chordata; Mammalia; Carnivora; Canidae. The transcript has 6 exons. Gene Ontology annotation, cellular component: Golgi cisterna; trans-Golgi network; cytosol.
CCUUCUCUGCAUCGAAGGAUCAGGAAGUUUGUGCUCUCUGCGUGGCUGAGAAGUUUGUUACCUACUAGGCCGAGGGGGGGGGGAGGGGGGAGGGACGUGGGGGAACCAGGUGUCCCCCCCUAAAAUAGAGCGCAAGCCGCUACCUGUGUCCGGCCGUAACCCAGGAGUAACGUCAGUUACAACGUUAAAGACAUUGUGCUAGUUGCUAUGGAGACUAUAAAAACCCAAGAAGACAGUAUCCCUACCUUCAAGAAGUUUACAGUUGAGAGACAGCCAUACCAAAAGAAAGACUAUAAUAAAUACUUUAAAGGAUAAACAGGUGAGAAUGACCACUUUAACUCACCGAGCCCGUCGUACUGAAGUAGGCAAGAGCUCUGAAAAGAAGGUGGAAUGUGAAGAAGACACUAAUGAAGACAGGGGUCCAGAUAAUGAAGACUCUGGUGACUCUAAAGAUAUUCGCCUCACCCUUAUGGAAGAAGUAUUGCUCCUGGGACUAAAAGAUAAAGAGGGUUACACAUCUUUCUGGAAUGACUGUAUAUCAUCUGGCCUGCGAGGGGGCAUCCUGAUAGAAUUGGCCAUGCGGGGUCGAAUCUGUCUGGAACCCCCUACCAUGCGUAAGAAGCGACUACUGGACAGAAAGGUACUGCUAAAGUCAGAUAGCCCAACAGGGGAUGUUUUACUGGAUGAAACUCUCAAACACAUCAAAGCAACUGAACCCACAGAAACCGUCCAGACAUGGAUAGAACUACUCACAGUCUUCUGUUUUUUUUUUCCCAAAGGUGAGACUUGGAACCCCUUCAAAUUACAGUACCAGCUGAGAAAUGUAAGAGAGCGAAUUGCAAAGAAUCUAGUAGAGAAGGGUAUUCUAACCACUGAGAAGCAGAAUUUCCUCCUAUUUGACAUGACUACUCAUCCAGUGACCAAUACAACAGAGAAACAGCGACUAGUGAAAAAACUUCAAGAUAGUGUCCUAGAGCGGUGGGUAAAUGACCCUCAACGUAUGGACAAGCGAACACUAGCACUCCUGGUGCUAGCCCACUCCUCUGAUGUACUAGAGAAUGUCUUCUCCUCUCUGGCGGAUGACAAGUAUGAUGUGGCAAUGAAUCGAGCCAAGGACCUAGUAGAACUGGACCCUGAAGUGGAGGGGACAAAGCACAGUGCCACAGAGAUGAUCUGGGCUGUGCUGGCAGCCUUCAAUAAAUCCUAAAACCAGUGGGUGGGUUUCUCCUUUUUCCUCUGCUGGCUGAUGACUAUCAGAGACACCACACUGAGUUUUGUGUGAUGAGAUGUUUUUCAUCAUUUUUUUCCUUCUCUUGAAUCAGAUUUGUGAUUUGGGGAAAGCAACUUUAGGGCUUCUCCAUAAAUUUUGGCCAUUGUAAGCAGAUUUUAUUUCUCCUUGUUUUUCCACUACAGAGGUGAAUAAACUAUUUGAACCCACACACACACCAUAAUAAUUUUCUCUCAUUUCUUGGUUUACUUCCAUCCAGUGUGCUUUUGAAUAAGCAGGAAUAUCUAAGUGGGAUUUGGAGUUCUCCAGUCACAAAAUGUGAGUGAGAUAUAGAGCAAACCAUUUAUUAAAUUUUUUAAAAUUUGUAUCUUUUUUUGUUUUAAGUAGGCUCCACACCCAAUGUGGGACUUGAACUCCUGACCCUGAAAUUAAGAGUCAUGUACUCUCCCAAUUGAGCCAGCCAGGGGCCCCUGUUUUCUAUCUUAAAUACAUGUUUUCACAGUCUUUGUCUCUCACACUCUACUAAGUAAUGCAGUUAUUGAAAUAACUGUCUCUGAAUAAGGGGCAGUGGAAACAAAACUCAUUUUUGGAGCAGAUGGCCUCUGGAACUGUAUGUCCCACUAAUGAUUUUUUCAUUUUUCCUUUUCUAACCUAAUGAGAAUAUUGCAAAUUUGAUUACCUGGCUCUCACAGCUCUAAAAUCAGAAAUAUAUUCUAUACUCUCUCUUAGCAUUAUCCUACUCCCUCAUUCAUUAGGACAAAAAUCUGAAUGAGAAAUAUGUAUCUCUCAACCACAUCCUUCAUGCAGUCAGCAUUAUAAUUUAUAAGAGAGGGAGGUAGCAUGAGAAUUUCUACCCAUUAGCACAUGACUCCUCAUUCCUCCAGAUUAUAUGUCUCCUCUCUGAUUGAAUUGAGGGAGUUAGAAAUUUCAGUUGCUGAAUAGCAUCCUGAGUCCAGAUCUUCUUGUUCCCUAUUUUUGACUUCCUUCAUAAAUUUAUAGAUUCUGUCUAUAUUUAAGGGUUCUAGAAAUAUUUUUGUCUAUAUUUAAGCCACAGAUACUCUCCUAGUCAUUAAUCUUUCAACACAGCCAUCUAUCUACCCAAAUCUCUAAAAAGUUUCAAUUUCUUUCAAUUCAGUAGUGAGUGCAAAGAGAAGAUUAAGACUAAACCUAUUUAGAAGGACAAUUUGGUGUCAAAAGUAUGCUAAUAUAAAGUCUGGUGUUUGGGAAUAUAAAGAAGACAGGCACCAAAUUGUGCUAAGGUCAAGCAUUUAUGAUGCUAGCAUUUUUUAAUGGAUCAUGCUUCUUGACCAUUACAGAAAAACAGACUGUCAAAGGGCUAAUACAGACAACCCAGACCUGAUAACAGAUCUUCAGUAAUUAAAUGAAUGAUUAUAACUUUCAUCUCCACCCCCAAACCUGUCUAGCCCCAUAAAAUUUCCCAACUCAAUGAACUCAAUUAAGUUUCACUCCAGGUAUUGCUUACGUGACUAGAGAUAAAUUUUAGUAUGAAGUGAAUUCGAAAUGUGAGCCUGAGUGGAGUUUCACUCUGACUCUCUGAAAGUACAAAAACCAGUCCACGUGUUGUCUCUACCUGACUUAGUUUUCCUUUCCAUUUGAACAAUUCAGCAUGAAUUGAAACCAGGUUUUCCUGUGGAAAGUAUGUUUGAUUGGAGUAGGGGGUAGAAGUUGAGUUCUUUCUUGCAACUCUUGGUCGGUGUUUAUUUUUAUAUUGUUUCUCAAUGUGGAUGUCCUCGGUUUGUAUAGUAUUCACUGCAAAACACCCUCUCCUUUAAUGCAUAUGCAUAAUGGCCUUCACAUUUCUGUAUAAUAAAUAUCAAUUAUUGGUU